Messenger RNA from Cebus imitator (Panamanian white-faced capuchin), 1570 nucleotides. Its product is annotated as ATP-binding cassette sub-family F member 1. The transcript has a single exon. Gene Ontology annotation, molecular function: ATP binding; ATP hydrolysis activity. Lineage: Eukaryota; Metazoa; Chordata; Mammalia; Primates; Cebidae. The annotation marks the transcript as partial. The record is from RefSeq and is a predicted model, not a curated record.
CUUCCACUGGAUGAUAUUGCUGAUAUCAUCCACCUCGAUGCCCAGCGGCUCCAUUACUAUAGGGGCAAUUACAUGACCUUCAAAAAGAUGUACCAGCAGAAGCAGAAAGAACUGUUGAAGCAGUAUGAGAAGCAAGAGAAAAAGCUGAAGGAGCUGAAGGCAGGCGGAAAGUCCACCAAGCAGGCAGAAAAGCAAACGAAGGAAGCCCUGACUCGGAAGCAGCAGAAAUGCCGACGGAAAAACCAGGAUGAGGAAUCCCAGGAAGCCCCUGAGCUCCUGAAGCGCCCUAAGGAGUACACUGUGCGGUUCACUUUUCCAGAUCCCCCACCACUCAGCCCCCUCAUCCUGGGUCUGCAUGGUGUGACAUUUGGCUAUGAGGGGCAGAAACCACUCUUUAAGAACCUGGAUUUUGGCAUCGACAUGGAUUCACGGAUCUGCAUUGUGGGCCCUAAUGGUGUGGGGAAGAGUACACUACUCCUGCUGCUGACUGGCAAGCUGACACCGACCCACGGGGAAAUGAGGAAAAACCACCGGCUGAAAAUUGGCUUCUUCAACCAGCAGUAUGCAGAGCAGCUGCGCAUGGAGGAGACGCCCACUGAGUACCUGCAGCGGGGCUUCAACCUGCCCUACCAGGAUGCCCGCAAGUGCCUGGGCCGCUUUGGCCUGGAGAGUCACGCCCACACCAUCCAGAUCUGCAAACUCUCUGGUGGUCAGAAAGCGCGAGUUGUGUUUGCCGAGCUGGCCUGUCAGAAGCCGGAUGUCCUCAUCUUGGACGAGCCAACCAAUAACCUGGACAUAGAGUCUAUUGAUGCUCUGGGGGAGGCCAUCAAUGAAUACAAGGGUGCUGUGAUCGUUGUCAGCCAUGAUGCCCGACUCAUCACAGAAACCAACUGCCAGCUGUGGGUGGUGGAGGAGCAGAGUGUUAGCCAGAUUGAUGGUGACUUCGAAGACUACAAGCGGGAGGUGUUGGAGGCCCUGGGUGAAGUCAUGGUCAGCCGACCCCGAGAGUGAGCUUUCCUUCCCGGAAGUCUUCCAAGAGACAAGCUUGUGUGGCUUGAAGUUCCCCGAUGUCUCCCUUUCUCCUCUGAAGACUGCCUCUGACCUGCAGCUGACCUAGCAACCACUCAGGCACAUGAAGGUGGAGUGUGACCUUGAUGUGACCAGGAUGCCACUCUGAUUGCAUCCAUUUCUCUGAUAGACUUGUUUGUUCUGCUUUUCUUCAGAUAACUGACCUGGCCUUAUCCUUGACAUCCCUCUAAACAAACAGAGGUGACCACCUUGUUGUGAGGUUCCAUCCAGCCAAAUUUAUGUGGCCAGUUGUCUGAAGACUCAUCACUCGGAAGCCUGCCUCUGGUUCACCCUACAGCUUCAGGCCCAGCUGCCCCCUGGUCUUUGGGUGGUGCUGUUCUUUUCUGGUGGAUUUAAUGCUGACUCAUUGGUACAAACAGCUGUAGAAGCUCAGAGCUGGAGUGAGGGUCUGAGGCCUUUGCCAUUAUCCAGCCCAAGAUUUGGUGCCUGCAGCCUCUUGUCUAGUUGAGGACUUGGGGGCAGGAAAAGAAGGAAGAUGAAA